Messenger RNA from Zeugodacus cucurbitae (melon fly), 1182 nucleotides. RefSeq lists its product as uncharacterized. Bases 169 to 1074 code for a protein of 301 amino acids. The transcript is spliced from 6 exons. The record is from RefSeq and is a predicted model, not a curated record. NCBI's taxonomy places the organism in Eukaryota, Metazoa, Arthropoda, Insecta, Diptera, Tephritidae.
UUGCAUUGGUGCUUAUCAGUAUGAAAUUGGCUCAAUCGAUAAGCGAUAUUUCUUGCUCAUAAAAAAUUAGGUCUAUUGUGUUUUUAUAUAUGCCAGCGAAGUAUACAACAAAUAGAAGCCAAAGGAGACAGAGUGCUAAAGAAAGGCGUUUACUUUAAAUGGGGAAUAAUGGCGGAGCAACAGCGUAAAACUGUCAGCGAUCAGCUUUUGCGAGCGCAAUUGGAAGUUGUAACCGCUCAAAAUGCACGUCUACAAGAAGAGAAUAAUUUACUGCGUCAAAAACUCUCACGUCUCAGCGGUGAUAGUCGCUCAGCAGCGGCCAUUAAUGUGGAAGCAAAAAUUAACGCUUUGCGUCUCGAAGAUGAACGUGAUCAAAUGUAUGAUAAUUUGGAGAGAUUGAAAAGAAAAUACAACAAAUUGCAUGCUGCAUAUCUGGAGAAGGUGCAGCGUUGCAAAGCACUGGAGGAUACUUUCAAGCGACAAAAGACGCUGUCCGGUUUGGUGAUGAAAUCAGCGCUAAGUCAACGCGCUCAAGUGUUGGCUGAUAAGACGCAAACGGAAAAUCUGGAAAAACAGGUGACCAAACUGCAGACGGCGUUGGACGAGGCCUAUGACAUAAUUGAUGAACUUGAAUUUGAACUAGAAAGUGCUGUAUUGUUGUCUUUUUUAUUGCAGAUCGACUAUAUGGAGCAGGAAAUGUUACAUAUGCGCAACGAGUUAACUGUCUUGAAGUCCAAACAAAAAGAAUAUACGAGUGCGACAACAAGCUCUAUACCGACAACGGAACUGGAUGAAUCCUUACCGGCUUAUACGGCAGAUAUCCCAGAUGGACCAGGAUGCAGAUAUUCCAGUGGUCCAGCAAGACGAAUAUCAAGAAAUGUACGCAGUAUGUUAAUUCGUCCCAACGCCUCCUCUUCUUCCAACGAGUCUUUGCCCAAUGACGACGCAGACAACGAAACACUUGAACGAGCUGCCAUGACACACGACUUGCUUGAAAAUGCGGCAGCUGAAAGCAAUCAAUUGCGACGGGAGCUCUUAAAAUGUCGUCUACAGAACAGAUGCCGGCCAAAGUGAGACACAAUUCUACUGAUUUUCAAUUGUUUUUGUUGUGAUGUACAUAUGCAAAUAUUUAUUCGAUUCCGUAAAAUAAGAAGAAAAAUAAAUUGAAUAUGCAUUUGGUGA